Messenger RNA from Chinchilla lanigera (long-tailed chinchilla), 1270 nucleotides. RefSeq names its product CD8b molecule (gene Cd8b). The record is from RefSeq and is a predicted model, not a curated record. Lineage: Eukaryota; Metazoa; Chordata; Mammalia; Rodentia; Chinchillidae. Gene Ontology annotation, cellular component: cell surface. Gene Ontology annotation, molecular function: MHC class I protein binding; coreceptor activity. Gene Ontology annotation, biological process: regulation of immune response. Bases 40 to 687 code for a protein of 215 amino acids. The transcript has 6 exons.
CCGCCGCAGCCCGCGGGCCGCAGGCGACCGAGCGCCGAGAUGCAGCCGCGGCUCUGGCUCCUCGUGGCCGCGAAGCUCGCAGUUCUCCAGGGCAGCGGUGGCCUCCUGCAGAACCCCGGCUCCCUGGUGCUCCAGACCAACCAAGUGGCUGCAAUGAGCUGCGACUUUAAAACCACCGGCAGCAACAGCCGCAUCUACUGGCUGAGGCAGCGCCAGGCCCCCAGCGAGGACAGCCACCACGAGUUCCUGGCCUCUCAGGAGUACUUAGGGAACGUCACCUAUGGCGAGGCUGUGACACCAAGAACACUCACUCUAACUCGGAGUGGCGCCCGCGUCACCCUCAACCUCAAACACACGAAGCCUGAGGACAGCGGCAUCUACUUCUGCAUGACCAUAGGGUCCCCUGAGCUCAUCUUCGGGAGAGGAACCACCCUGAGCGUGGUUGACGUCCUGCCCACCACCGCCCAGCCCACCCAGAAAUUGCCCCCUGGGAAAUUGCCCCCCGGGAAGAAAAAGUGCCAGCCCCCCAGCCCACGGACCCAGAAAGGCCUGCGGUGUGGUCACGUCACCCUCAGCCUUCUGGUGGCCAGCGUCCUGCUCCUGCUGCUGUCCCUGGCCGUGGCCGUCCACCUGUACUGCCUGCGGAGGAGAGCGCGGCUUCGCUUCAUCAAACAGUUCUACAAAUGAGUGGAGAUGGCGCUUGUGGUGGCCUGCUAUGCGAAGCCACUGGUCAGGAAGGAGCAACAUCUGGACAGAGGAGGAAGAAGGGGACACACUCAAGGCUGGACAUUUCACUGCCAUGCGCGAGCUGCCUGCUUUUAACUGCUGCAACUUCUGUCUGGGGAGCCUCGCACUGGAGCCCUUCAGGAUUCACUGCUGAGCAUCAGAGAGAAGGCUCCAGAGCCCCAGGGCACUUCGCAGAGUGUGCUAGAGGACUGAUAAUCUGCACCAGAGACACCGCCUUUGGUUCCUGUGCUCUCCCCAGGCUGGGCUGGGGCCUUGGUGGUAGCUAUGCAGCCACCAUCUUUGCAAGUUGCUUUGCCCUAGUAUGGCAGGGACAUUGGCUCCCAGGUCUGUUAUUGGGUGGACUUGUGACUGAGGCUUCCGGAGAGGGAAUUCCCAGCAGCCCUGGGAGCCUCCAGCCUUCCUUUGGGGCUGGGAGGCUGUGGGGUUGGGGAAGGAAUUUCACUCCACGGCUUGUAUACUUCUCUCACUCUGUCCUUUUAGGAAAAUAUCUGAGCUAUAAAAAUAAAGUCUUGAUUUAAAGAUA